CACUGCCGGUAUUCCUUUUCUUCCCCUUUUUCUGUGGAACAUCUACCACACUUUUCCCCACACUACCUGCGAGAUCAAGUCAGCUUACCACUCGUCACUUUUCACUUCCUGCUACUGUCAACAGUCACCGGUCCUAUGAUUUACGUCUUUUUUGUCGACAGCCGCGUCCUCGGAGAGAAAGACCACCCAAAAUUGAAGCAACCUUCCACCGCUGGCCGACCAGUAGCAGAUGCCCCGAAAACACAUCACGACGGCGUGCACCGCUUGCCGUGAGAGCAAGAUCAGAUGUGAUGGAAGGCAUCCCCGGUGCGGAAACUGCAAGACCAAGGCGAAGGAAUGUCAGUAUCAGCAGGGUGAAGACAAACGAAGACUGUCGGUUCGAAAGGUCAUUGAGGUCUUUUCGCGCCGAGCUGGCCAGCUGGAGGAUUUUAUCGAGGCCCACGGGCUAGAGGUACCCAUUAGCGAGCGCGCCGACGAUGCAAUGAUGAUCGGAAGGAUGAUGGAAAUGUUAUCUACACCGACCGACAGAGAGUCGUCGAACGAUGACCGGGCCGAUGAGGGCCAGUGUGGUCUUGGGCCGAGGCCCGCCGAGAUGGCUCUAGAGAGGGACGCGACAUGCACCACACAUGUAGCCGAUCGCGUCGUCCCACAAGCGGCACCAUCGCCCCCCCCACACGUCCAAUCCGCUGGUAGCCCGGACAACACCUACGACAUGCAGGGUGGCGGUGACGGUGUGCCGUCGAUGGCUCCGGAUGGGGUCGACCUAGACGGGAUGACGGGCUUCAGCAUGGACAACAUGGACUUGCCCGAUUUCCCGGAACUCGGCAUUCUCCCGCUUGAGACGACCGCCUGCGGCUGGGACCAGCUCCGGCAGCAGCUGUUCCCUGUGCAUCCGAAUCUCGACUUUGGCAUGCCGCUAGCGCCACCGUCGGACCAAAACUGGCGUCUUCCGCGCGGCGAGGGCAACCUGUCCAGCGAAGAGUCGGGCGACGAGGAAGAGGAGGAUGUGGUGAACCAAGUCUCGGAGCGGGUGGGCUCGCUGCACCUGUCCGAGGAUGGCGAGUUGCGCUACUACGGCGCGACGUCAAACCUGACGCUCCUAGACGACACGUCGCCGCUGGACCAUCGGCACGACCUGGAGGCGGGCAACGUGCGGAAGCGCGGGCAGGCAAUGAUGGAGGCUGCAGGAGUGGGCCAGCAUGUCAAUCCGGCCUUGGUUCAGCAUCUGAGCAGCCUGUAUUUUGCCUGGCAGGACCCGAGCUUCCAUGUCGUCGACAAGGACAUGUACGAGCGGGAGCAGGCGCGAUGUGCAUUCGGGGCGCUAUAUGACGCGCGCCGGCACGCGGACUUGCCCACACCGCUGUCUGACUUCUUCGUGAAGCGAGCCAAAAUCUGGCUGGAGAUCGAGCUGGACAGCCCACACGUGGCGACGGUGCAGGCGUUGGUCAUUCUCAGCAGCUUUGAAGCGGCCCAGACGAGAGACGCCCGCGGAUGGUUGUACAGCGGCAUGUCGAUACGGCUUUCGUUUGAUCUAGGCCUACACAUCGACAUGACGCCGUACGUGAACAGCGGACGGGUGAGCGCCGCCGAGGCAGAGGUGCGCAAGGUCGCGUUCUGGGGGAGCUUCAUAGUGGACCAUCUCUGGGGGUUCUAUCUAGGACGACCGCCCUUCCACAUCAACACAGACGAAGUCUCGGUGCAAAAGCCCGCCGAGCGCAUGUACGCGUCUAAGCAUGGCGAAUGGGUUCCAUACGGCCUAUCCAAGGCCGUUACUGUCCAAGCGCUUGCAGACCCCAUCGAUCUAGUCGCCCGGCAGUGGGUUCUUCUCUGCGAGGUUAUGGGCUCGUUCUGCCAUGUGCUGUACGACCGCCACAACGUCGACGACACGUCCCUAGAGUCGGUUGUCCAUAGCACCGUCUCGCAGCUCGAAGCCUGGAAGAGCAACCUCCCUCCAGAGUUGCAGGUCGACCUUCACGACGGCGCGAUUUGUCUUCCACACGUCCUCGUGCUGCACAUGAAAUACCACCAGUCGAUGAUAUACAUCCAUCGGCCGUUCAUCUCGCGACAAGGCGCGCGUUCCGUCGGGCCUGCUCUCAACCGUGGCUACCUCCACGCGCGGAAAAUAUGUAUCGACAGCGCCGUCGCCAUAUCCACUCUUCUACGGCUCUACCGCACGACCUACACGCUCCGCUACACCAACGUCGAACUCGUCAGCAUCAUCUUCUCUGCCGCCAUCAUUUUGGUGUUCGCGUCUGUCGCAAGCACCCCAUCGCAUCAAGUCCCGCCGCUCGGCAGCGGCAUAGGAGGCGGAGGGGGGGGCAGCGUGGCGACGCACCUCGACACAUGCUGCAAGGCGUUGGCAGAUCUCGGGCAUGUGUUCCAAAACGCGUCGCGUACGCUCGAGGUGCUACUGGCAAUCAAACGCAAGUGGCAGGCAGAGCUGCUGGCAUCGACGGGGUCCAAGAGGCGCAACUCGGCCAACUCGAGGCCCGCUGUGGGAUCCAAGAAGAGGACAAUGUCGCGCCGGCAGGGACAUGACGUAUCGGUUUGAAUUUCUCAACUUGUCUUUCGGUGUAUUGGAAUGAUGUAAGGCGAUAUGUUGGACUGUGUUGGGUUUGUGACAGUCUAAUAAUAAUUACGUGGAGGUAGAGGACAGGGGAAGAAGGCUUUCGGAAUCACCACCAGCCUUUUGAUCGUCGCGCGUAUCACGCGUUUACAACAGCCUUUCCAACAGC
This is a messenger RNA of Phialemonium atrogriseum, 2735 nucleotides long. Its product is annotated as transcription factor. Gene Ontology annotation, molecular function: DNA-binding transcription factor activity, RNA polymerase II-specific; DNA binding; zinc ion binding. Gene Ontology annotation, biological process: DNA-templated transcription; regulation of DNA-templated transcription. The record is from RefSeq and is a predicted model, not a curated record. Bases 230 to 2551 code for a protein of 773 amino acids. The transcript has 8 exons. NCBI's taxonomy places the organism in Eukaryota, Fungi, Ascomycota, Sordariomycetes, Cephalothecales, Cephalothecaceae.